AUGCCUGAAUCCAUCCCUAUCGCGACAACCACAGAUGAUGUUCCUCCAGGCGAGGACACGGGCUCAUCUCCCAAGUCGCCGAAAUCCCAAUUCAGUAAACAUAUUCUGUUGACCACUUAUCCCGGCCAAAACGGUGUCGACCCCGUACUGCUACAAUGGGGAGCUCCAGACGCCAAGUCCCGUGGCCCCAUCGUAGCUUCACGACACCCAUCUCAAUUGAAACGUCGAAAUGCCAUGGGCGCCCAUGGAGGCAGUUAUAGUAUCUACAACGCCUUGGCCAUUGCCGCUGGCGAUCUGCCAACAGACUUCAAGCCGGAUUUCAACAACACUGAACCAACGUUUGAUUUCCCAGUGCAGCCGGCAUGGAGUGAUCCCAAGAAGAUCGUCUCUCUCGAUCCGUUUGGUCAUGAUAUCGUGAAGCAUUUCAAGAGUUAUCUAGAUGUUGGUUGGGAUUUGCGGCCUUCGAUGGCUAUUACCCGCGCGAACAUGCGAUUGUCCGAGAUUGAGAAGGCUGUUAGUGAGGGUCAGAUCGAAGUCGACGGGUCGAUCGUCGUUGGCAAGAAUGGAGAUGUGCGAGUGACGAAAGUGGCAGUCGAGCCGGUGUGGUAUCUGCCCGGUGUCGCUGAGCGGUUCGGUGUCGACGAAGGCACGCUACGCCGGACGUUGUUCGAACAUACAGGAGGCAGCUAUCCGGAGUUGAUUACACGGCCGGAUCUGAAGGUUUUUCUUCCCCCUAUUGGUGGGUUGACUGUUUACAUUUUUGGUCCUCCGGAGCGAGUGUCGGAUGAGAACGUGAAAUUGGCUCUGCGAAUUCAUGACGAAUGCAAUGGUAGUGAUGUGUUUCAAUCUGAUAUAUGCACAUGUCGACCAUAUCUUGCGUUUGGAAUUCAAGAAGCUAUUAAGGAGGCUCAAAACGGAGGUAGUGGUGUUGUGAUAUAUUUCCGGAAGGAGGGUCGAGCCCUUGGUGAGGUCGUGAAAUAUCUGGUAUAUAAUGCUCGAAAGCGGGGUGGUGACACAGCAGACAAGUAUUUCGAGAGAACUGAGAACAUUGCCGGUGUUCGUGAUAUGCGCUUUCAAGCUCUCAUGCCAGACAUCCUCCACUGGCUCGGUGUAAAAAAGAUUGAUCGUAUGCUAUCCAUGUCCAACAUGAAACACGAUGCCAUCGUUGCUCAAGGCAUCAAGAUUCUCGAACGAAUUCCUAUUCCAGAAGAAAUGAUUCCCCAAGACUCCCGAGUUGAGAUUGACGCCAAAAUCAACGCUGGUUAUUUCACGACGGGCAAGACGUUUACAAUGGAAGAGUUGGCACAGGUCAAGGGACGUGGUUGGGAGAAAUGGGAGGAUGUUACGUCACUCACGACUGUGAACCCUCAAACUCAACCCAAUGAUAUACAUGCCGGGCGCAUCUUCAUUGCAAGUCUGCAUUGGAACAAUGAAGCCAUCCUCCGCGCAGACUGGAAUGAUGCCGUUGUCCAAUUAGUCUCCCACCUGGGAGCCGAGAAUGUGUUCGUCAGCGUCUACGAAAGCGGGAGCUGGGAUGACUCCAAGGGCGCAUUGAGGGACCUCGAUGCUAGGCUUGAUGCCCUCGGUGCGCCGCGGAAUAUCACACUGUCCGAAGUCACGCAUGAAGAUGAGAUUAAUGCGCAGCCGGGUGAGGAAGGAUGGAUCGAGACGUCGAGAGGACGUAGGGAGCUUAGACGGAUUCCGUAUCUGGCGCGGUUGAGGAAUUGGAGUUUGUCGAUCUUGGAGGGUCUGGCGAGGGAGGGUGUGACGUUUGAUACGAUUCUUUUCUUGAAUGAUGUUGUGUUUACGACGCAGGACGUUUUGACGCUACUACAUACCAACGGUGGCUCAUACGCAGCAGCCUGCUCACUGGACUUCUCCAAGCCACCACAGUACUACGAUACAUUCGCAUUGCGCGAUUCCCAAGGCAACGAACCCUUGAUGCAAACAUGGCCCUACUUCCGCUCCUCCGAGUCCCUGAAUGCGCUUCUCUCAAUGGCACCGGUCCCAGUCACCAGCUGCUGGAACGGCAUGGUGGCUAUGCCAACAACUCCUUUCCUAUCUCAAAGCAACCCUUUACGAUUCCGCGGAAUCCCCGAUUCCCUCGCCCUCCACCACCUCGAAGGCUCAGAAUGUUGUCUCAUACACGCCGACAACCCUCUUUCCGCGACACACGGCGUAUUUCUCAACCCCAGGGUCCGGGUUGGCUAUAACCGCGCCGCGUAUGAAGCUGUUCAUCCUGUUCCCGCUCUGGGAGAAUCGUUUGCGUCGCUGGUUUUCGACGCCGGUAUUUUGGAGGACGGGUAUUCAGGGGAGGCUUGA
This is a messenger RNA of Talaromyces amestolkiae, 2322 nucleotides long. RefSeq lists its product as uncharacterized. Bases 1 to 2322 code for a protein of 773 amino acids. Gene Ontology annotation, biological process: riboflavin biosynthetic process. Gene Ontology annotation, molecular function: GTP cyclohydrolase II activity. The transcript has 8 exons. The record is from RefSeq and is a predicted model, not a curated record. Lineage: Eukaryota; Fungi; Ascomycota; Eurotiomycetes; Eurotiales; Trichocomaceae.